Messenger RNA from Ciona intestinalis (vase tunicate), 4956 nucleotides. NCBI's taxonomy places the organism in Eukaryota, Metazoa, Chordata, Ascidiacea, Phlebobranchia, Cionidae. The record is from RefSeq and is a predicted model, not a curated record.
UAAUUUUUUUUAUUUUAGUUUUUGUUUAGGUCAAUAUUAUUCCUUUAUAUCGAAUGGUAUAGUGGUAAAAGGAAAUGCUGCGAAUCAUAAUCUCUUUUGUUAUCGUAAUCAAUUGGGGACUGUGUACUCAAGGACAACAAGAGAUUGGUAAAGAGUUUCCUCCAUUUAAUGGUUGGUACAACAACAGAGGUAAUCCAUCACUUGGUAUUCCAGACUCUUCUCUUACUCGGAGUCUGCCACCCCACUACAAAGAUGGAGUCUACGAACCAUCCGGAUGGGAAAGACCAAACGUGCGUUCAAUUAGCAACUUGAUUUUUUCUGGCCCGCAAGGACUUCCAUCGACAAACAACAAGACGGCCCUCUUUCUCUUUUUUGGGGAACACGUAAUGCAGGAUAUUCUGGACACAUCUAGGCCCGGAUGUCCUCCUGAAUAUUUUAACAUCAUGCUAAAUGCUAGUGACUCGCACUUCAGCACGACCGAGAUGCCUUACGAGAGGUCUAGCUACCAAGCGUCUAACACCGGGUAUUCCCCUAACCACCCACGCGAACAAAUCAACGCUGUGACGUCAUACUUGGAUGGCAGUCAGAUCUACGGACAUACAAAAGCGUGGUCGAAUAACCUUCGUUUACUUCGGUCGACGUGUAAUGGAAGAACUUCCACAUCAAGUUUAUUUUCAAGUCAGGGCAGAGCAACCGACUGUAGGGGCGAGCUUGCUUCGCUGGACGACCAAGGAGAAUUCCCAGCGUUGAAUAAUGUUGGUCUUCCGUUGGAUAACUCGUGGACCACAAAAGAUCAUGUGAUCCAAUCAGCGAAAAGAUUUUACAGAGUCGGUUCGAGGCGAGGUAACGAAAACCCAUUCGUUCUAACCAUUGGUAUCACGUGGUUUCGACAUCACAAUUGGCUUGCUCGAAAUAUCCGAGAUUCGAACCCGAAUUGGUCGGAUGAUGACGUUUUUAACGAAGCUCGAAUACAGAAUAUCGCAAUGUAUCAGAAAGUGCUGAUGUACGAAUGGUUGCCGGGGCUUCUUGGUACAUGUUCGUCUUUAAAUCAAAGUCAAUGUUUGAACGUAACACCAUACACAGCUUACAGUUCCGGCACGUCUGCUAGUGUGUCUGAUAUCUUUGAAGGAGCGGCAAGACAUUUCCUUAGCACCAUAACCCCGCCAGGAGUGUUCGUACGAAGCAAAUUUAAUGAAAGUUCUGGAAGCUGCGAAUUUCGAACCACUUCUGCUACGUCACCGGCAUUGAGUUUGUGUAACUCUUACUGGGAACCAGCGGAAACAUUUAAAGUCGCGAGCAUUGAUGAGCUAACAAUGGGAAUGGCAAGCCAGAUCGCUGAAUUGGAAGAUAACGUUAUUACGCCCAGUCUACGACACAACUACUAUGGCAGCCGACGAUUUUCAAGAAGGGAUUUAAUGGCAACCAUACUACAGAAAGGAAGAGAUCAUGGCCUGCCGGAUUACAACGUUGCGAGAGAAGAAUUCGGAAUGCAAACGAAAGCUACGAUGAUGGAUAUUAAUCAGAACCUGUUUCAAAGCAAUCUUCAAUCAAACGGAACGCUGCUGGAUGAUCUUACAUCUUUACACGAUGGGAAACUAUCAAAACUGGAUAUUUUUACAGGUGGUUUGUUAGAGACCACAGGGGGAAGUCCCGGCGAGCUGUUUCGUUACGUCAUAGCGGAUCAGUUUCUUCGGUUGCGAAACGGCGAUCGGUUUUGGUUCGAAAAUGUAAAAACAAGCUUGCUUUCCUCGACCAAACUAAACGAGAUUCUCAACACAACCUUCCGUGACGUUAUUCUUCGAACUAACCCCACAAUAAAUGGCAGUUUUGAUAUUCAAGACAACCCGUUUGUGUGGGCCACAGGGGACAGCAAGCUCUUUUGUCCACAGCCUUACCAACUCACAGAGAAUGUUCUGGAAGAAUGCACGCCACUACAACGCUAUGAUUACUUCACAUCUAGUGAAGUCUCCUUCCCAUUAUCAUUUGCUUUCUUCGGUGUCUUUGUGCUAAUCACGUUAUUGGUGAUGUAUCUGGUUGGUCGGCAGCGAAUGAAAUCUGCCUUGAAAACUAAAAAGGAUAUCACAACUAAGAAGCGCGCCACUAUUGAGACCAGUAUAGCUUCUGGUAAUGUCACAAUUUGUACUGAAAUUCUUGGUGAAAAUGUGCGACAAAUUCAGAUAAUUUUGAGACCCGAAAAUUUGAUUUUGAUAAAAGCUGUAAUUGGGAACCAAAACCUAAGAAAAAUCGAACUGAUACAACAACAAGAUAUCAAAAUAUACUGCAGUGAUGGUACUGAUAGAAGAACUUUAAUCGUUCGACUUCAAGAAGACACUUAUGACCUGGUACUGUCCUUCAACGAUAGCUAUGAACUAGAUGAAUUUUUCAAUGAAUUGCAUAACUUUGUCAAACCUUUGGGUUUGAAGUGCAUCACGUUUGCGAUUCCUGAGAAGCAUAUUAUGGAAGAAGCGAGAACAAAGGAGAUGAGAGAUAAACAACUACAGAACUUCUUCCGUACAGCACUGUCGCAGGCUAUGAAUAUUGAAUCUGAAGACUUGGAUCGGCCCAAGCGUAAAACACUUAAAGAUCUUAUGAAAGUCAACAUCACAAAGUCAGAAUUUGCCGAAUACCUCAAGCUGAAAGAAGAUUCGCUUUUUGUUGAGCAAAUGUUUCUGGUCGCUGACUCUGAUGAAGACGGAACAAUAUCUUUUCGUGAAUUUCUGGACAUAAUUGUUCUUUUUACAAAAGGCACCCCGAAAGAAAAAGCCCAACUAAUGUUCAACAUGUAUGACCUGGAUAAAAGUGGAGGUUUAUCAAAAGAAGAAUUCACAACUAUGUUAAAAUCAAUGAUGGAGAUGGUGAACUCUUCUGCAGAUGUAGAUAAUAUUGACAGCGUUGUAGAUGAUAUGAUGCGAGCUAAUGGAUUCAGUUCCAAAGAUUCUCUUGACCUGAAUGACUUCCUAAUGUUGUUGGGGCAAUAUUCAGAUAUAUCAAACCAACAGUCAACAAGUAAUGGACAUAAAACAUAUCAAGCAAAACGACAGAGCAAAUAUCAUCGAUAUUCAAAGCGUUUCAAAGAAGGACCGCAAACACCACAACGCCGUUUGACCAGAAAAGUAAAAACUGUUCGUGAGGAUUACAAAACAAAGUCUUAUGAGAAAUUCUUUGUGGCAUUGGUGAAACUGACAGAACAUUAUGCCAAUCACAUCUUCUGUCUAUCUCUGUACAGUUUAAUAACAGCUGGAGUUUUCUUGAAUGCUUUCUUUGUAGUCUACUCUAAAAACGCCACCGGACUCUAUGGCAUUGGAGGACCGCUGAUGGCUCUUGCUCGAGCAUCGGCUGCUGCUCUGAUGUUCAACUUCUCGACUCUUCUCCUUACUAUGUGCAGGAACAUCAUCACUUUCCUCCGAGAAACUUUUCUUCAUCGUUUCAUUCCAUUUGAUUCUGCCGUUACCAUGCAUCGGAUAGUUGCCUGGAUGGCUCUCGCUUUUACUGCCCUUCAUAUCUUGGCCCAUGGAAUCAACUUUUAUUCAAUCGUGACACAAAGUCCUGAUGAUAUGGCUUGUUUGUUCAGAGAUAUGUGGUAUCCAAGUGACUAUAUACCUACGUUUGUCUUCUGGUUGUUUCAAACCAUCACAGGCAUUACAGGGGUUAUUCUAACCCUCGCACUUAUUGUCAUGUAUGUCUUUGCAAGCAACUAUGCACGUCGUAUGAUCUUUAAUUGGUUCCGAUGGACUCACAAACUCGGAUAUCUUUCGUUAUAUUUUUUCUCUUUUGUCCAUGGAAGUGGAAUGCUCAUUUCUUCACCUCAGUUUUACUACUACUUCCUCGUGCCUGGCAUUCUCUUCACAUUAGACAAGGUGUAUACCUACAGCAGAAAGAAAGCUUACAUCUCAGUUGUGAGAGCUGAAUUAUUCCCAUCUGACGUCACACAUUUAGAAUUCAAACGCCCUAAAAAUUUUGAUUACAAAGCUGGACAGUGGGUGCGCAUCGCUUGCCUUGCACAAUCCUCAUCCGAGUAUCAUCCUUUCACAUUAUCCUCCGCUCCUCAUGAGGACACACUCAAGCUCCACAUACGAGCAGUCGGACCUUGGACGAGGAAUUUGAGGAAUAUUUACGACCCCAACGUUUUACGAGAUUCUCCAUACCCAAAACUGUUCUUGGAUGGUCCGUUUGGUGAGGGUCACCAAGAUUGGUAUAAAUAUGAAGUUUCAGUGCUUGUUGGUGGUGGUAUUGGUGUGACUCCAUUUGCUUCAAUUUUAAAGGAUUUGGUCAACAGAAGUCAAUCUGGUGUAGCUAUUACGUGUAAAGCGGUUUAUUUCAUUUGGGUGACAAGAGACCAAAACCAGUACGAAUGGUUGACUGAUAUAAUACAAGAAGUUGAAGGCAAGGAUAAGAAACAGAUCCUAAACACACAUAUCUUUAUUACACAAUUUCCACAAAAGUUUGACUUACGGACCAAGAUGUUGUACAUAUGCGAAGAAAACUUCCAAAAAAUUGCGGGUAAAUCACUUUUCACUGGACUACGUGCUAUAACUCACUUUGGAAGACCAGACUUUCCUGAUUUUUUUGUCACUCUGGGAGAAGAACACUCUUCGGUUGAAACUUUCGGUGUUUUCAGUUGUGGUCCACCACCAAUGACAGAAGGUGUAGAGAAAGCUUGUGCAAAACUUAAUAAAUAUGAAGGCCCAACAUUUAGUCACCACUUUGAAAACUUUUAAGGAAGAUUUUUUAUACAAAUAUAUUUUGUUUUAGUAAAUUGCUUACUGCUUCAGGGCAAGAAAAUAUUAGACUAAUUCCUAUUUUACAAUGUAGUUUGUUAACGUUACAGUAUAACGAAAUUUAUAAUAGUGCUCUAUUUACACAUUCUUCUUUUCAUAGUAGUAAUGUUACAUGUAUACAUUAUUAAUCUGCACCUUACUUUUAUUUAAAAAAAAUUAAAUGUUCUCUGUUAUUGCA